Molecule: messenger RNA, 834 nt
Organism: Marasmius oreades (fairy-ring Marasmius)
Lineage: Eukaryota; Fungi; Basidiomycota; Agaricomycetes; Agaricales; Marasmiaceae
Exons: 6
Coding region: 1-834 (277 amino acids)
Biological process (GO): transmembrane transport
Cellular component (GO): membrane
Molecular function (GO): transmembrane transporter activity
Source: RefSeq, a predicted model, not a curated record
AUGGCCGAAGAGGUUCAUAAUCCAACCGUUAAUCUACCUCGAGCCAUUGUCUGGCAAGUUCCCAUCGGAAUGGUGACUGGAGUAGUGUUCAUGCUGCCCAUCGUUUUCACGCUACCUGAUAUUCCAACUCUUAUUGCGGUACCUGGAGGUCAACCUACUGGAGUCAUGUUCACGAUGAUAAUGGGAUCGCGAGGAGGUGGAUUUGGAAUGUGGUUUAUAGUCUUCGUCAUCGGAAUCUUCUGUGGAAUAUCCAUCUGCUGCGCCGCCUCCCGUGCAACGUGGGCAUUCGCCCGCGACAAAGCACUCCCCUUCCACGAAUUCUUCGCCGGCGUUUCACCGAAAAAUGGUGUCCCUCUCAACGCUUACUUGCUUUCUAUCCUAAUUCAGCUCCUUCUGGGCCUAAUAUAUCUCGGUUCUCCAACAGCUUUCAACGCCUUCGUGGGUGUCGCGGUUAUGUGUUUAGGAGCGAGUAAUGCUAUGCCAAUUGUGAUAUCAUUGGGGAAUAGGAGGAAGAAUGUGAGGGAUAGCAGCUUUGCUUUGGGGAAACUGGGUCUCCCGGUCAAUCUUAUUGCGGUGGUGUGGAUUGUAUUUGAGAUUGUGUUGUUUUCGAUGCCUGCGGUUGUUCCGGUCACACCUGCUACGAUGAAUUAUGCAUCGGUAGUGUUUGUCGGAUUCGGUGUUUUCAGUGGGGUGUGGUACAUGAUCAGUGGAAAACAUCAUUAUUCUGGCCCACCGGAGCCACGAGAUCUGGUGUUGGGUAAAGAUCGGUCUGAUAUGAGCUCUCAAAACCAGGAUGCUACUGAUUAUGACGAAGAAGCAGUGGUAGAAAAAUAG